UCAGCAAAUGGUCUCGGCAAUGGCACAAACGGUGUAAAUGGAAUCGAUGACGAUUUUGCAAGUAAUACCUUUACACCACUCUACGAAGGCAGUAGUCUAGACCGAAGAGAAUUCAUUCGCAUCACAGUGCAAAGCUUGCGAGAAUUGGGCUUAGAGUCAAGUGCAAAGUCACUUGAAUUGGAAUCUGGAAUUUCGCUAGAGCAUCCCUCCAUCAUUGGAUUUCGAUCGGCCAUCUUAUCGGGAGAUUGGAAGAAUGCUGAGCGUCUUUUGCUCGAUGGCCUUACAUACGGUGCCAGCAGAAUGAUGGCCAGAAUGGGACCCUCAGCGCCCGAAACGUCAAGAAAUGGUGCACUUUCGAUGGCAUCAUCAUCUUCUGCCGUUAUCGAUUUAGCAUUGCGUGAUCCUCAUUCUCGUGGAAUUGAUUGGAUCAAAUUUCUCAUCUAUCAACAACGAUAUUUGGAGCUUUUGGAAAGUAAGCAAACACGUAAAGCUUUAUCGGUUUUGCGAGAUCGUUUGGCUCCCCUCAAUCAUGGUUCAGACACCCUGCAUCAAUUAUCAAGCUUGGUGAUCUGUGGAACACCUGAAGAAUUAUGCGAGAGGGCAAAUUGGCUUGGGUCAGGAUUAGCAUCUAGACGUAAGCUAUUGGAGGAAAUUGAGACUGCCAUCUCGCCUUCUGUAAUGAUCCCAAGUCGAAGGUUGCCCCAACUUCUUGAACAAGCACAACAAUUACAGAAAUCUCGCGAUCCAUUCUUCAAUCUGCCCUUGGACACACGAAUUUCUCUUUAUGUCGAUCAUCAAUCGGAUCGUUCAGUAUUCCCUACCCGUACAGCUGCCGUGUUGACCGAACAUAAUGAUGAAGUAUGGCAUGUCAGCUUUUCAAAUGAUGGCACCAAACUUGCAUCUGUUGGAAUGGAUCAUGAAGUACUUGUUUGGAGCGUUGGCACAGCACAGAGUGAUUUCCAGGUGGUAAACAGAUUAGGGCCAACAACAGGACAUAUUUGCCAUGUAUCCUUCUCGCCUGAUGAUGCUCAUCUUUUGGCUACUUCAGAUGAUGGAGAAGUGAUUGUUUGGAAUUUGCAUGAUGGAACGAAACAAGAAUAUAAAGGACAUACGUAUGCUGUUGGUACGGGUGCUUGGAUGCCUGACGGACAAGGCUUUGUGACAGGAGGUAUGGAUCGAAAGGUAUGCUUUUGGGAUAUCGAUUUAGGAUUACAGAGAACAUGGAAUACAGGACAAUUCCGAGUGCAAGCAAUAGAUGUUUCACCUGAUGGUCGAUAUUUGGUUGCUGUAAGUCAUCGAUAUGUGCCUAAUAAUGCCACUGGAGGAGUAGCGCAUCAAACAUCCACCAGUACUACUUCACGGAUCGCAGCGCAAUUCUUAGGAACAGCAUGGUUUGAUUAUCCUUCGCCUGCCGUGCAUGAUGAGGAAUGGCAUAUGGCACGGUCGCACGAUGAGCAUGAUUUGAUCGAUUUAGGAGGAGGAGCAAGAACGAUGACAAAUGAGCGAUUUCAAUUGCAUUUUUACGAUAUUCGAAGAAAGGAAGAUGUAGGUUCGAUUUAUAUGAUGGAGGAAAUGACCAGCGUUAGCUUUAGUGAUGAUUCAAAGUACGUUUUGAUUAACCAGAGACCCAAUGACGCUUUGAUAUGGGACGUACAAAAGCAAUCUCUCGUUCAUAGAUUUACGGGGCAUAGGAUACACCAACAUGUAAUCAGAAGCUGUUUUGGUGGAGCGGAAAAUUCGUUUGUGAUCAGUGGAAGUGAAGAUGGAUCGAUUUACGUUUAUCAUCGAAAGACAGGUAAAUUGUUGGAUCGUUUACGUGGUCAUAGUAAGGGUAGUGUGAACAGUGUUGCUUGGCAUCCAAGACAGCAUAACAUGUUUGCAAGUUGUGGUGAUGAUGGAACGAUUCGAAUUUGGAGACCC
Messenger RNA from Meira miltonrushii, 1920 nucleotides. Its product is annotated as WD40 repeat-like protein. NCBI's taxonomy places the organism in Eukaryota, Fungi, Basidiomycota, Exobasidiomycetes, Exobasidiales, Brachybasidiaceae. The record is from RefSeq and is a predicted model, not a curated record. Gene Ontology annotation, cellular component: GID complex. The annotation marks the transcript as partial. Gene Ontology annotation, molecular function: protein binding. Gene Ontology annotation, biological process: proteasome-mediated ubiquitin-dependent protein catabolic process. The transcript has a single exon.